CCCCCAUCGCGCCCUCGCUCGUCGUCGUCGUCGCUGACCGCCUCCUCGCCGCCCGCCCACCGCCUGCCCGCGACCAGCCAUGGCAUCCUUCCUCAAGGCAUUCAACGCAUCCCUCGUCCGGAGGCCCAUGCUCACCCAGUGCGCGUCCUCCGCCGUCAUGUUCGGCAUCGGCGACGUCCUCGCCCAGCAGGCCUUUGAGAAGAAGGGCACCAACCACGACUUCCUCCGGACUGCCCGCACCGCCUUCUACGGCGGCGCCCUCUUCGGGCCCCUCCUCACAAAAUGGCUCGACGUCCUCAACCGCAUCAAGGUCCAGUCCCGCGUCAGGGAGGUCGCCUACAAGGUCUGGCUCGAUCAGACCGUCUUCACUCCCGCUGUGGUCGGCUUCUUCUUCACUUCCAUGACCCUCCUCGAAGGCAAGAGCUUCUCGGAUGCGCAAGAUCGUCUCAGCACUGCAUACGUCCCCACGCUCAUCCGCAACUGGGGCGUCUUCGUCCCCACCCAAAUCUUCAACUUCGCCCUCGUCCCGCCCCAGUACCGCUUCUUCACCAUCGGCACCGUCGCCCUCUUCUGGAACGCCUACCUCUCCGCCGUCAACGCGCGUAACGCGCAGUCAGACGACGCAAGCCACGCCGCCGUGCUGGAGAAGGUCGAGGCGGGCGUGCCCGUGGAUGGUGCGUUGGCGGUGAAGGCGUGAGGGGUGUGGUUAGGACGACGACUUGUGUUAAGGACAGAGAAGUCUGGCUUCCCCGAGGAGAACGCGAGCGCGGGGCAGAGAAUGAGAGCUUGCUGAGGGCGGCGUACGAUCUAUCGACAUCUAGAUGCUUUCUGUCUUGCUCAGGUACACGAGGCACAACCCACCACAUACCCAACCCAUAGAGAUACAUAGAGAAACCAAGACGUACGGACUGCUAAUCGAUUCCCACUUCUUGUGCAUGUCCCCCUCGAUGUGCUUCGUGCUUGGG
Messenger RNA from Fomitopsis serialis, 965 nucleotides. RefSeq lists its product as uncharacterized. The record is from RefSeq and is a predicted model, not a curated record. The transcript is spliced from 5 exons. The coding region runs from base 80 to 697 and encodes 205 amino acids. Gene Ontology annotation, cellular component: mitochondrion; membrane; cytoplasm. Lineage: Eukaryota; Fungi; Basidiomycota; Agaricomycetes; Polyporales; Fomitopsidaceae.